AUCUAUUUAAAUUUCUAUUUAUUUAUUUAUUUUCAUUUUUGGAGCCUUGCAGUCCUAUUCACUUACUGUAAUUAUAUUCACGUUUUGUUUUCAACAGAAGAAAGUAAGUCAUACAGUUUUGGAAUGGCAUGAAGAUGAGUACGUGAUCAUAUUUGGGUGAAUGAUCCCUCUGAACCAGCAUUUUUUAAAUUUACAGAGGUGUGAUGUUGAACAAAAUGGCUUACCCAGGAAAGAUUCACUAGGUUUUUCGCCUCAACCGUGCUUACAUGCAUCAGCAGGUGAAGCGCGGUGAAACUUAAGGAUGGACGACGGCGUAUUACAGCCUGCCGCAGAAACUUGCGCACAUUAUGACAGAGCGAGAGAGCAAGAACGCCAUUAGCAUUCACGGACGUUGUUUGGCACUCCAGCCGCCCCUCUGCGUCGAAUCAGGCGUCGUUGAUUAAUUUCAGCCUAUUAGCACCCCCUACCCUCCCCCCGCCCCUCCCAGGUUAAUUCCCCAUGCCAGCGAGCGGGAAAGGGGGCUGCGGGUGUGAGCGAUGGUGCAGGGGGUUGCAGGGGAGCACGUUGUUGUCAGGACUGUAUUAAUGAGUGCGCCGCUCAGGUCCCGUGGACAGGGGGACGGUGUUCCUGGCUGCGCACGGCGACGGCGGCUCUGUCGAGGCCUGGCCUAGUUUCUGCCCUCACCGGGGAGCAGGAGGAUCCAAGGACUGACGCUGAUCACCUGACAGCGGCCCCACUGCUGCGAGAGAGUGUGUACGCACAUGUCUGUGUGUGAGAAAGAAAAAAGGCAGGAAAGAGAGGACGCAAGUGCUGGAGUGGGAAAGCGGCUGCAGGAGUGGAUCUGUGUGACUCUGUGCCUCUCGCUCUUUGUUAUAAACCUCUCCUUCCUCUUCUUCAACUUCUCCACAGUGCACAUCUACAAAAUCAUCUUUGGCAUUGUGACUGGUAUUGUGACAGCAGACUUUGCCUCUGGGAUCGUACAUUGGGGAGCCGAUACAUGGGGUUCAGUGGACAUCCCAGUAAUUGGGAAGGCAUUUAUUCGCCCAUUCCGGGAGCACCACAUUGAUCCGACGGCUAUCACACGGCAUGACUUCAUAGAGACUAAUGGAGACAACUGCAUGAUCACCAUCCUGCCUCUGGCCCACAUGGCCUAUAAAUUCCUCUCCUACUCACCAGAUGCCCUUGCAGAGUCCUACCCCUGGGAAUGUUUUGUUUUUGCGUUGGCGGUUUUUGUAACCAUGACUAAUCAGAUCCACAAGUGGUCCCACUCCUACUUCGGCCUGCCACGCUGGGUCACACUACUGCAGGACUGCCACCUAGUGCUGCCACGGAAACACCACCGGAUCCAUCAUGUGUCGCCACAUGAGACGUACUACUGCAUCACCACAGGGUGGUUGAACUACCCGCUAGACAGAGUGGGAUUUUGGCGGACAAUGGAGUGGUUGAUCGAGAGAUUGACGGGUCGGAGGCCACGCAGUGAUGACAUGGCCUGGGCCAAGAAAACCGAGUGACCAGGAAAGCAGGACUGAACCCCUCCCUCAUCCAUCUUUCCCUCUGUCAAGGGGGAACAGAAACCGAAUAUGGGCCUUACCUCUGUAUCCCAAAACCUCUGUGUCCAUCCAUCUCCCCUAAACCGUCUUCUCCACAGCACAGAACCACAGAGCACUCUUACUGCUGGGGCCUUUUCCUGUCACAGAUCUGCUACACACAAGCCAUCACCUGUUCCUCCUCUAUUGGCUUCCUCCUCUGUUUUGUAGAUGUCCACAUGCAACAAAAUAGUAGAAAGACAAGAUGGUUCAAAACGGUGGUUUCAAACGGUUGAGAUAAUGAUGAGAGACACUGUUCCUCUCACAAUCAUUUCCUCAAUCUCCGUGUGCUUUCUCGUUUCGGUGUGUAAAAUGUAUGUUUUCUGGAGGUUGGGCUCUCCAGAGGACCGAAACCAUGUUGUGAUUUUCCCAGCAUGGUUGUCAUAGCAGUGCAUGGAAUGAGAGAAGCAAUUAAAUGUGGAUUUGAUUCCAGAAACUGCAAGAAAAGAUUUCUCGCCAUCUCAGACACUCACAAAAGCAUCUCGGCAGUGUUAGUUUGGACCGAAGGACGCAUGGAGGAUCCAUUUCGCAAAACGCAGGGAAAGGGUUUUGUUGGCCAACCAGCGUGGUCAGUGCUCAGUUGACCCAACUGAAUGUUUUCCCUGAAUGUUCCUUAUUGAGCUCGUGUUGGCCUUAAGUACAAACCCAUUACACUUAUUUCUAAUCAGCUUACCGGGGCUUAGCGGUGAUGAACAUUGAUUGCGUCUCUGGUGUGUUAGCGUGACAUGUUAUUGAUAUUUGGAGUAGUAUUAGCAGUCUAGCUAGUGAUGUCCUCCUGCUGUAUGCUGUGGUACAACGGUUAAGCAAAGGUUGUAAUAGCAAAAGGUCACUUUAGAAAAAGGUCAAAUUGAAUCUGAGUUACCAAGCUUUAUAAAAGAGAAUCAUUAAUGUUUUUUUUUCUUUCUUUCUUUCUUAUUGAAGGAUGUUAGCACUCUAUUUGACCAAUGGUACUUCUCAUGCAAAACUAAAGCAAAAACAGCCAAAUACACUCCCUAUUUUUUUUUCUCACACACAUAUUUACAAAUGCACACUUGCGGAUUUUCAUCAUGAACCCUGAAAAACACUAUGAAUUUCCUGUGGAUUUUUGUCUCUUCAUUUGCGCUGUAUUAAUAAAUGGAGAGAAUAAGGGUUUUAUAAAGUGUUUCAGUAUGGAUUGUUUCACGUUCUUUUACAACAGCUGCAGCUCCACAAUAUGGGUUUCAUUAUCUGGCUUUUUUUCUUUCUUUUUAUCAUAGUACAAUGUAACUUUCAGCCUUGUAUUUGUUAUUUGUUCUUAUUUUCCAUCUCGCAGCGAAUGCUUGCUGCUAGUAUGCCUUAAACCGAUGUUUUUAAUAGCUCUAUGAUUUAAUAAAUAUCUAAUAAAUAACAUU
This is a messenger RNA of Onychostoma macrolepis, 2956 nucleotides long. RefSeq lists its product as uncharacterized. The transcript is spliced from 6 exons. Bases 762 to 1511 code for a protein of 249 amino acids. NCBI's taxonomy places the organism in Eukaryota, Metazoa, Chordata, Actinopteri, Cypriniformes, Cyprinidae. The record is from RefSeq and is a predicted model, not a curated record. Gene Ontology annotation, molecular function: oxidoreductase activity.